Myripristis murdjan (pinecone soldierfish) is the source of this 1082-nucleotide messenger RNA. It is a transcript of the gene rabl3, whose product is annotated as RAB, member of RAS oncogene family-like 3. The record is from RefSeq and is a predicted model, not a curated record. NCBI's taxonomy places the organism in Eukaryota, Metazoa, Chordata, Actinopteri, Holocentriformes, Holocentridae. The coding region runs from base 10 to 768 and encodes 252 amino acids. The transcript is spliced from 8 exons.
ACCAAUCAGAUGAGAGAACUGGAAUUUACAGCCACGGACGGUGAUCGUGUUCUUCCGGGACGAAAAAUGGCUUCUCUGGACAGGGUGAAGGUGUUGGUGUUGGGAGAUUCAGGUGUAGGGAAGUCAUCGCUGGUCCAUCUGCUGUGCCAGAAUCAGGUUUUGGGAAAUCCGUCCUGGACUGUCGGCUGCUCUGUGGAUGUGAGGGUUCAUGACUACAAAGAGGGGACGCCCGAGGAGAAAACCUUCUACAUUGAACUCUGGGAUGUUGGUGGAUCUGUCGGCAGCGCCAGCAGCGUUAAAAGCACCAGAGCCGUCUUCUACAAUUCAGUUAAUGGCAUUAUAUUGGUGCAUGAUUUGACAAAUAAGAAAUCAUCUCAGAAUCUUUACCGCUGGUCGCUGGAGGCUUUGAACAAAGACUCCUCUCCAACAGGAGUCAUCGUCUCUAAUGGCGACUACGAUGCAGAGCAGUUUGCCGAGAACCCUGUGCCUUUGCUGCUGAUCGGCACCAAAUUCGACCAAAUCCCCGAGAACAAGCGCAACGACGUCCUCACCCGAACGGCCUUCCUGUCUGAAGACUUCAACGCAGAGGAGAUCAACCUGGAUUGCACCAACCCGAGGUACCUCGCUGCCGGCACGUCGAACGCCGUGAAGCUCAGCAGGUUCUUUGACAAGGUUAUAGAGAAGAGGUACUUCACAAGAGACCCAAGUCAGAUGGUGGGCUUCACAGACAGGAAACGCUUCAACUUCAAAAGCUUGCACUAUGACUGAAAAGCCAUGAAAACAACAGCGUUGCUCUGUGGUUUGGUUAGACCCGCUGUGGCCCUUUACGCCGCAAGCCAACCAUCUCACUCGUUAACACACACUUUCAUUUUCUGCUCUCCUUCUGCCCAUGUCUGCACCUCAUAGCCAUGUAUGCUUUAUGUACAACCUGAGUGACCUUUGUACUCUUUAUUCUGGAAGUUUUUCAUCUGCUAAUGAGAUUUGUAGUUGAGGAAAAUUGACACAUGGAUUGUAAAAAAAAAAAAAGAGUGCAGCACAAACUCAGCUGACUGAUAAAAUGGGCACUCUUGCAAGUCUUACAC